CUGUUUCAAGCCCCUCCAGCUCUGUUGCAGAAACUUUCUCCCCCACACGCAGCGUUGAAGAGGGAGGAGCUGGAAGAGGGAGGCUGAGCUGCUCACAGGGAGGGUUUAUAGGAAGGCAGACAAAGGGGCUGGACCUGCAAAGAGGCUGGAGAGAGACGGCAGGCAGAAAGAGAGGCAGGGCUGACACACAGACACAGAGACUGGGGCAGAAGGACUAAGGCAGGCACAGACACUGGGGCAUUUACAUUUACUCUCCAUGCCAGACAACAGCACUUCAGCAUCUCCAGUGGAUUUCUUGAUGCAGUAGAACCCACGCUGGUUCACUGGGGACAGCACGGACUAUCAGAAGGGUGCAUGUUAUAAAGACGAGUUCUCCAGCCCUGCUCAGCCACCGGGGCAGCUUUCUAAUAUGAGAAGAGACGGGAGGGAGAGAGGACACGAGCACAGGCACCCCCUGCUUUGCCUUGCUGAAUAGAGACUAGCUGUGCACCAUGGUUCAGCAAAGAAAUCAGAAAUACCCAACCAUGAUGAAAAGAGAUUUUAUCCAGGACGCCUGUGCAGGGCUGGGCAGUGAGGAGGGGGAUGAUGUCUUCGGAAGCGUUCCCCCAAAUAAGGAUCCCAACUGGUGCAAAACCCCCAGCGGCCACAUCAAGAGACCCAUGAACACCUUCAUGGUGUGGUCACAGAUCGAGAGGCGGAAGAUCAUGGAGCAGUGGCCAGACAUGCACAACGCAGAGAUCUCCAAACGACUGGGAAAGAGGUGGAAGCAGCUCCCGGACUACGAGAAGAUUCCCUUUAUCAAGGAGGCGGAGAGGCUGAGGCUGAAGCACAUGGCCGACUACCCUGACUACAAAUACCGACCCAGGAAAAAGAGCAAGUCUUCCGGACCCUCCAAGACCAGCGAGAAGAUGCCCUUGAAGGGCAAGCCGUACCCAAGCCGAGCAAACGCCGGCAAGGUGCUGAAAAUCAAAACCACUGCUGCCAAACACAAAUCCAGCAACCCCCUUGGCAAUAAUAAGUACAAGAGCUUUGACAUGGAUACAAGCGAGGACGACAGUUUGGAUGUUAAGCUGCAGAGCCCCGCUGGGCUCAAUGACAAUCAGGACACCCUGACCCCGGAGCUCCACUCCUAUCACCAGCAGAUCAGCCAGCCAGAGCCAGACAAGGCAGCACCUGCGCAGCCUCAGAUUCCUGUUUCUCCACCCGUCAUCCUUGUCCCCUCGUCAUCAGAUGCCAGAGCAGUGAAGUAUGCGGGUCAGGUCUCUCCUGACCCCAAGCUGACGGAGCACAGGCAGUCAGUGUCCGGCAGGUCCUCCACGCCGGACUCCACCAGUUCAUCCUCCUCUCGCGCCGCGUCGCCUGCUUCUUCGGAUGAGGAGCUAGAGGAGGAGAUCCUGCAUAUCAUUUCUAACGCAGGCAUCGGCAGCGCACCCCCAGAGUGCUCUUCCUUGGACAAGGAUUUCGACGUAUUCCAUGCAAACUCAGGAUCCCACUUUGACUUUCCAGACUACUGCACUCCAGAGGUGAACGAGAUGAUAUCCGGUGACAUGUUAGGACCCAGUAUCUCUGACUUGGUGUUCACUUACUGAACCUUACCUGUCUAUUAAUAUUAUAACAGUAAUAUUCAGCGGUCACGGCACCGCCAUAGAUGGCUGUUGCACUCUGGUACGGUGCGCUACUUCCUCAAUGAGUCCCGUAAGUGCUAUUGAUUUCAUGACACAAAUUGCCAGCUUUAAUUAUGACAACACAGGCUUCUGAAAAAAAGAAGUCAUUGAUGACAUGUAAAGAUAAGGAAAAAGUAUUUCCAAGUUCAAGCUUUGUGUGAACCGUAUACAGUGAUGUAAAGGGGAAUUGAAUCCAUAGUUACAGUGAACUCAAUUUGAAGCCUACUUUCUUUUUAACAUACACAUGCAUUGCUGUUUUGGUGUAAGUACAUGUAUAGCACAUGCUCUGUGCUCUUAAAGGGAAAACCAUUUCCCAUGCUCUUAAAGAAAACAUUUGCUAAUAUCCUCACAAACAUUCAGUGGAGUACUUCUCAAGGAUGAACAGCAGUGAACCAGCAUUUUCAUAAAAGGGGAUUUCAGGGUUACUCUCCUCAGACAGAAUGCUAAAUUCAAAUACAACUGAAGAAGGAGGAGAGCUCGCCUAUUUUCAAGUUUGCAAAGCUGAUAAAAAAUUAAAAAUGUAGGGUAACACUUAAGCAAUGAUAAUACAUAUAUAAACAUGUUUAAAAACAACCAGGGACUAAUAAUGAAAUCGAAAUACUGUGUUCCACCCACCUAAAAGAAAGCAUUAUAACAAACGUUGGUUUUGCUUUGUAGCCUGACAAAAGCUUUGCAGAAAGGGAAGUGAUUACAUUCAAAUCGUUCUAAACGGCAGUCUGCCUGUUAAUGUAAUCGUUAUAAACCUUUAUCAGGCUGUUUAUAGAUGCGUAUCGCUCUAUCCAUAAACCAAACUGUGUCUGGGCGACGACAGCUGUCAGUUUGGACUCUCCGCGGUUCUGUCAGAAUGGUCUGCGAGUCUAGUUAAGCAGAGCGAGAGAGGGAGGUCGCCUUUGUGCGCAGAGCCUGCCCUCCACGCUCCUGUCUGUCUCCUCAGAGACGCUGCUAAAAUGCAUGUCGUGUCUGCAGUCUAGCUUCAGUUGCAUGCUCAUCUGUGAAUAGAGAGAAAUCUGCAGGCUGCCAGCUGUCCCCAUUGACUCGGUCUUGUUCUCUCAGGAAUCAAUCUCCUGGGUCCUAGCGCCCUAUUGAUAACACUCCGUCUGGUGGAUGGGCAAUGGUGAAGGGAAGAGGACAGCUGCUCUCUUCACUGCACACAAGGAAACGGGCCCGGUUUUCUCGAGUAUACAAAUCUGAGCAACUAAAAAAUCAAGCUUGAAGACUAAACAGUUACAAAACUGAAGCUCUACUGAGCAUGGGCAUCAAGGAAUAGUGAUGCAUGUGGAUCUUAGAUAAAAGAGACUAGACUAGCCAAUGCUGCAAACAAUUAUUAUUAUUAUUAUUAUUAUUAUUAUUAUUA
Messenger RNA from Polyodon spathula (Mississippi paddlefish), 3018 nucleotides. It is a transcript of the gene sox12, whose product is annotated as SRY-box transcription factor 12. The record is from RefSeq and is a predicted model, not a curated record. The transcript is spliced from 2 exons. Gene Ontology annotation, biological process: cell differentiation; anatomical structure morphogenesis; regulation of DNA-templated transcription. Bases 492 to 1589 code for a protein of 365 amino acids. Gene Ontology annotation, molecular function: RNA polymerase II cis-regulatory region sequence-specific DNA binding; DNA-binding transcription factor activity, RNA polymerase II-specific. NCBI's taxonomy places the organism in Eukaryota, Metazoa, Chordata, Actinopteri, Acipenseriformes, Polyodontidae.